Molecule: messenger RNA, 5686 nt
Organism: Stegostoma tigrinum
Lineage: Eukaryota; Metazoa; Chordata; Chondrichthyes; Orectolobiformes; Stegostomatidae
Gene: limd1a
Product: LIM domains containing 1a
Exons: 8
Coding region: 515-2716 (733 amino acids)
Biological process (GO): regulation of DNA-templated transcription; cytoskeleton organization; response to hypoxia
Cellular component (GO): nucleus; adherens junction; P-body
Molecular function (GO): transcription corepressor activity
Source: RefSeq, a predicted model, not a curated record
UCCUUCCCAGGGUGUAGUCCCUCGGCUUUCCCCAGUGGGUGACCAGCCUUCAGGGCAGGAGAAAGCGGCUGAUCCCACUCGGAGAGGAAACCUUGUUGUAAACUUCCUGCUCCCUCCACAGAAACUUCCUGCGAAGUUUUGAAACAGUUGGGAAACUUGUGCAAAGGGCGGCAUGGUUAGGGGGAAAGGACAGAGUGUGUGAGGGGAGAGAUGGACAGUCUCUCUCUCUGACUCUGGGCAGCAGGAGAUAAAGAGGCAGGAGUCUGCAGAGUUGCCAGGCCACUCUGUGAGAGGCUGUAGUUCCGACAACAGCACUCCAGCCUGGACUACACUCUUGUGAGUGGGUGUUAACCUCUGAAUGAAAUUCUCCACCUCUCCCAUUGGGAGAUCAGACACUUUGCUGCUCUUGGUUGCUGUUUGUAGUUUUUUUCCCCCUUAAAAAUAUAUAUAUUUUCUUCCACCCUGCUGCUGAGCUGUUACAGUCAGAUUUUGUUUAUUUUCUGAGCCGUGGACCAUGGAUAAAUAUGAGGAUUUGGGACUGGAGGCCAGUAAAUUCAUCGAAGAUUUGAAUAUGUAUGAAGCUUCCAAGGACGGGCUGUUCCGUGUGAACAGGGAAAGUUGUAAGCCCGAGUUUGAGGAGACCAGGCGUGUGUUUGCCUUUAAGAUGAACAAGAUCCAUCAGCAGAGGCAGCAGGAGAUGGCGAGGAUGGGGCAGGUCGCUCACCCUGGCCGGUUAAACGGGGCUUAUCCUAGCCCCCAGCCCCCCAGUGAAGCCGACAGGCCGCCCAGCUCGGAGCGAGCCGCCCGCCUCCAGAAGCGCUACAGCGGCGAGGGAGCCGCCAAGCCCCCGGUCUCUGGCCCGGUACCCCCGGAGCCUCACCGGCUCAGUCUUUACCCUCAGGACCCCGGCCUCAGGACCGGCUCGGAGGGUGAGGCCCCCGGCAACAGGGCGUCCGCUCGGCCCGAUCACCUCCAGUCUAGCCCCAGGUCCAGUUGGAAUCGGGAGACCAGGUCGGGGGUCUCCAGCCCCAGAUCCAGCGUGAUCUCCAGUGAUCCAGCCCCUUAUAGCCCCACCAAGGGGAUCCCAGACCAGACCCACAUGGGUAGCCUCAAAUCCAGCCCCAGAUCCAGUGUGAUCUCCAGUGAUCCAGCCCCUUAUAGUCCCACCAAGGGGAUCCCAGACCAGACCCACAUAGGUAGCCUCAGAUCCAGCCCCAGAUCGAGUGUGAUCUCUAGUGAUCCAGCCCCUUAUAGCCCCACCAAGGGGAUCCCAGACCAGACCCACAUGGGUAGCCUCAGAUCCAGCCCCAGAUCGAGUGUGAUCCCUAAUGAUCCAGCCCCUUAUAGCCCCACCAAGGGGAUCCCAGACCAGACCCACAUGGGUAGCCUCAGAUCCAGCCCCAGAUCGAGUGUGAUCCCUAAUGAUCCAGCUCCUUAUAGCCCCAUCAAAGGGAUCCCAGACCAGACCCACCAGGGUAGCCUUAGAUCCAGCCCCAGAUCGAGUGUGAUCUCUAGUGAUCCAGCCCCUUAUAGCCCCACCAAGGGGAUCCCAGACCAGACCCACCAGGGUAGCCUCAGAUCCAGCCCCAGAUCGAGUGUGAUCCCUAGUGAUCCAGCCCCUUAUAGCCCCACCAAGGGGAUCCCAGAACAGACCCACCUGGGUAGCCUCAAACAUACCCCCAGUCCCAGGUCCAGCCUCUUGCAGUAUGGCCCCCUUCCCUCCAGUCCCACGGUCCCCGAGCCUGACGCUUAUCGACCCCAAGGGCAGGAAGAGCCCCCGCGCUGCCCGGACUCGCGGCCGGCCACUCACCCCGAAGGGGAUACUGACCCAAGGGGAGCUGACGGCGGCCGAGGGAGUAGAAACCAGGCCACUCCGGGCAAGAACCAGCUCCCCCUGUUCCCGCAGGAUGCGGACUAUAAGCUGGCGCCUGGGCUGCCCGAGCCCCGUCAGGAAUCCAGCCCUAGGGUCCGCCUGCCAUGUCAGACCCUCCAUGUGCAGCCGGCCACUGGACCAUCCAGGGCUGAACUCAAAGUCGAAGCUCUCACCCAGCGCCUGGAGCAGGAAAUGGAUGCGAAUCCCAAGGCGGAAUAUUUUGGAACGUGUGUGAAGUGUAACAAAGCGGUUUAUGGAGCACAUCAGGCUUGUCAAGCCAUGGGGAACCUGUACCAUGAUGCCUGUUUCACCUGCAGUGCCUGUAGCCGACGGCUGCGGGGAAAAGCCUUCUACUUUGUCAACGGGAGAGUGUACUGCGAAGAGGAUUUUCUGUACUCUGGUUUCCAGCAAUCUGCUGAUAAGUGUUUUGCCUGCGGCCACUUGAUAAUGGAUAUGAUUUUGCAGGCUUUGGGCAAGUCCUACCAUCCUGGAUGUUUCCGCUGUGUCAUCUGUAACGAGUGCCUAGACGGUGUACCCUUCACUGUAGACACUGAGAACAAGAUCUACUGCAUCCGAGACUACCACAAAGUGUUAGCUCCAAAGUGUGCUGCAUGUGGCCAGGCCAUUCUGCCAGCAGAGGGCUGUGAUGAAACCAUUCGGGUGGUCUCUAUGGAUAACGAUUACCACGUGGAGUGCUAUCAUUGUGAAGACUGUGGCCUGGAGCUGAACGAUGAAGAGGAUCACCGUUGCUACCCUCUGGAUGGACACUUACUCUGUCACACAUGUCACCUGAAGCACAUUGACAGUAGAACACCUGGCACCAUCUACCAGCCCAAGUACUAGCCCUUCCUCGAGACAGGGUCUUCAUGCCCAUCAGUUCAGAUUGACACUGAAGCUGCAAUUAAAAAAAACCUCCCCUCCCCCAGCAUCAUCUGAGGCAUCUACGUAAUGAUGUCCUCCGACACAACCUUCCUCAUCCACUGAAGGGGAACAGAAACUAAAAACAGGAGCCAGCUCUCAGUGUGUAACAAUCCUUCAAAGACUCAAUUGUUUGCUAUAUUUUACCAAGACUGACCAGAUCCCCAUGUUACAGAAUUGCAGUGUCACCAAAAUUCAGGAUCCCGUUGUCAUUCCAAAUUGUAUUGAAGUCAACUUUGCCUGAACAUCCUGCAGGACUUUGUUUUUAUAUAAAAUAAGGUUUCGUUUUGAACUUGUCACAUAACUGCAUUCCCAGAACAGGGAAUGGAUCCCGUGUCGAAAAGUCAGUUGGAGUGUCUGCGGGCAAACGCUGGCACAGCGGGAAUCUCACUGGCCUGCAAAUCCUGAAAUCCAGGCCGAGGACGCUGGUUCACAUCCAGCCAUGACAGCUGGUGGAAUUUUUCAGUUGCGCUCGAUAAAUCUGGAAUUAGAAGCUGGUCUCGCAGCAGUGUCCCUGACAGGCGUCCUCGGCUUGAUGUGAAAGCCCAUCUUGGUUCACCUCAUGUCCUGUUGGGAAUUCUGUCAUCCUUAGCUGGUGUUGGGCUACGUGUGACUCCAGACUCUCAGCAACAUGUAUGCCUCUUACCUGCCCUCCGAAAUAGCCCGAGCAAGUUGCUGAGUUCAAGGGCAACUCGAGAUGGGCAACAAAUGCUGGCCUAGCCGAACAAUGCCCAUAAAAGAUUAGAAAAAGUGUCAUGGUUGUCAUGUUGGUGAGGCAGAAACCUGUUGAGAAUUUAAACCUGCUCUGAGGUAAUAUUCAAUAACAUGUUUCCUGCUCUUUGGCAAAGACGUUUUCCAGGUGAAUGUAUUAUGGUCAUAAAGAAUCAAUCCAUCAACUCCCCUGAUCUUGUACGGGACGUUGUGCUCUUCCUAUGUUGAAAUGGCAUGCAAACUUUAAAAAUUUGGCCUCCAAAUCAUCCUCCUCCUCCUCCUCUUUCCCCAGCUUAAACCCUUCCCUGAAACUGUCACGAUUGUGUAUGUUAAUAUAUUUUGUCUAUUAACAUCAACUGCCAAUGUACCUGCUGUUUUUAAGACAAAAUGAUUAUUUUAGCCCCAAGAGAACGUUUUAAGUUGUUGGGAUAGAAUCUGGAAUGUGUCGGCCGAGUCACAGAACAGUCACGGGUCCGAGUGAGGUCAUUCAGCCCAUCUUGCCUGUGCUGGUCCUGUUCAAGAAUGUAUUUGUAUCCUUCGCGGUUCUCAAUCCUACGAGAUUCAUAAUGUGUUGCAUAAUCUGUGUCCGAAAAAAAAUCUCUAAAGUAGGAAAGUAAGAUUUAAGCAUAUUUUUAACUUCAAAAAAAAUCCCUAAAAUCAGAUACUGUUUAGAAAGUGCUUUAAGUGCUUUUUGUUUUCACAAAUUUCAAUUACAUCAGCAGCCUUCAAAAUGAACAGCCCACACGCAUCACCCAUUGCCUUCCAAAUAAAUCAGUCUGGGCUCAGAUGUUUUUUUCACUGCAGUUAUUGGUAGCAAAGCUCUUCUCUGUACAAGGGCUGAGAAAGUAACAUUCUGAGGAAUGUCUUCCUUGCACUGCACCCUUCAUUAUGGUUUAGAUAGAGGUCAUUCUACUCAUUAGGUCCUGACCGGCUCUCUGCAGGGCAAACCAGUCAGUUCCAUUCUCCCGCUCUGUCCCUGUAGUCCUGCAGGUUGCUUGACAAUCUGACCCCCACCCCGCUGACCAUUUCUGUUCCCACUACCUUUCUGUGUGGUAAGCUCCAAGUCAUCACUGCAUGUCUAAACAAAUAAAAGUUUUUCCUCAUAUUGGAGGCCUGUUUAUUUUGGUGGACCCAUACCAAAGCAUUAAACUCGUGAGAAACAAGUUAAUAGUACACUGAGUCAAAGCGCCAUACGAAGAACAAGCCACUGUGGUCAGUCCAUUUGCCAACCAAUCAGCAGUCUUCUCUCCUCCAACAUAAAAAUGGGUUUUCCCUGUGAAUUAGUACUUGCAAAUUAUGCUGAUGAGUACAAGACUGAACAAAAUGUAAAAUCCAAAAGAACUGCAGAUGCUGUAAAUCAGGAACAAAAACAAAGUUGCUGUAAAAGCUCGGCAGAUCUGGCAGCAUCUGUGGAGGAGAAAGCGGAGUUAACGUUUUGGGCCCGGUGACCCUUCCUCAGAAGGUUCUCAGGAAGGGCCACUGGAUCCGAAACGUUAACUCUGUUUUCUUCUUCACAGAUGCUGUCAGACCUACUGAACAAAAUGUGUCUGUUUUUCAGCAAUGCUUGAGUUCUGUACUACCAAACAACUAUAUGCACUGUAAGACAUUACUUUCUUUUUAUAUAAAAAUAACUUGUUUCAUUCAAAUAUCCGUGACACCAUGCACAAUAACAUGAUGUUUCUGGUUUGGACUGUGACAUAAUAUGAAAGUGCUGUCAUAAAUGGAUUAAAAUCUGGACUCUGGGAUCUCUCGGCUUGAAUUCAGUCCAAACAGGAUGAAGAUCUCUCUGCUGUAAGGUUCCUCUGGAAAGUGACAGUGAAUGUCCCGGGACGUGUCUCCAGGAGGCAUGCCCGUACACACCGGAUUAUUCAACCAACGGAGUUAGAGCUAGAUUUUUGAUUGUGGCACAUUAGUUUUCCACACGAUACACCUGUAUGUUGGUUUGAAUGUUGUGGUGCAAUAGUAUUUUGUGCUUGAGAGUAGCACUUGCUGACAAUAGACCGUAUUCCAGUUCUUUUCCGCAGCAUUGUUGGGGGAUUUACUAACUUGGGGCAGUGGGGACAGUGAGGGUAGAGAUGUCAGGGAGGUGGCAGUCAAAUCAACAGUAAUCCUGGUUUAUUUUCUAAUGCUCACCUGGUUUGAAAAUUUACAAUUAAAAAGGAAGAAUAAACUUGAAUGAAUAUC